This is a messenger RNA of Dendrobium catenatum, 2301 nucleotides long. Its product is annotated as protein ENHANCED DISEASE RESISTANCE 4. Bases 372 to 2072 code for a protein of 566 amino acids. Lineage: Eukaryota; Viridiplantae; Streptophyta; Magnoliopsida; Asparagales; Orchidaceae. Gene Ontology annotation, biological process: regulation of defense response to fungus. The record is from RefSeq and is a predicted model, not a curated record. The transcript has 3 exons.
AAAAAAGGUAGGCUAUGGGCCACAGCUAUCACCCAAUUCUCCUGCUUUUGGCCAAAGAAGCCAACCAGAAGGGGAGAGAAAGCAAGGAAAGAGAAGGCUUUAAUGGAUUCUAUCACCUUCCAUUCUUUUAUAAAGAUUAAAUUGGUCUGCCACUUCUUAGUUAGUUGUUCAUACUUUAUUCUAAUCCUUUCUUCUCUUCAUUUUGCUGUGAUUCCAGCUUCUGGACGUAAGAACAGGAAAGGGUAGGGUUUGCAGAUUUCUACUUCCAAGAUCAGAUCAGCAGAAAGAAAAUGCAAGGGAAUAAUAGUUUUGAAGUUAAUGUCUUCUUAUUGCGAUCUUAAGGACCUAAAGCUUGAGGUUUCUAGAUUGGGAUGGCUGGCACAGUUUCGAUCUUCCGGAUUGUUAGAUGCCCAAAAUGUUCCAAGCUUCUCACAGAAUUUGCUGAUAUUCCUGUUUACAAAUGUGGUGCUUGUAGUGCAGUGCUCCAUGCUAAAGGUUCUGGUGUGACUAGAAAGAGUGCCACCUCAAGAUCUGGCAGUAAAUCCAGUAAUACUCCGUUGCACAGUUCAGAGCAGCCAGUCCUUCCCUCUUCAAACUUGUGCUCUUUGCCUUCCUCAAAUAAUGAGAGUAUUUUUUAUGAAAAAGCACUCUCCAUCACUCAUGCAGAUAGGGAUGAAACAUCGUCAUUUCAUCUUAAAUGGAAACAAAAUGAAAGCCCUGAUAAAAAUAUGAAAUUUCUCCAUAAAGAUGAAGAAAAUGGAAACCAGCUGAGACCUGCUCAAUUUAGCUUUGAUAACUCAAAGUCGCAAGAUCAGCUAAAAUCAUCUUCAACUGCUCUCAAUUUUACUUCUACUUUGGGCAAUGUUUCAACCGAUUUAAAAUCACAGACUAAUAGAAGGUCAUAUGCUUAUGAGGCUAGCAUCUCUUCAAUUGAUGAUGCUUCUGUUGAUCAUAUUCUCAAUAAGAAUCACUUGAUGUCUAUGAGAACUUUCAGACUUCAAAGGUUUUCAAAAUUAGUCAGUAACAUAUCAAAGGAAGGAGAAGAAGAUAAUGUUCAGGGUGAACAUGAAUUCAAUAGAACUCCACUGAAAUCAAGAACUAAUAGUAAUGAAAGCGCAGAUGAAGACAAUGCUUGUCCAAUUAGAAAGCUACAGUUUUUAAGAAACCAUCAUCCUACAUACAAACAACGAGCUUCAGUUGAGUCUCUUCCAUUUUCAAGUCGAGUUGAGUUUGAGACGAACCAAACAUCUCAUUUCAGGGGACCAACAUUCAUUUCGAAUGCAUCGAGAACUCGGAAACAAGACCGAAUUGAACUAUCGAGCAACAUGUAUGAUCUCAGAAAUCUUAAUAUUGGUCAUCACCAAUGCUCUUCACAUCCAUCGCCUAGCUCCUGCUGCCGUAGCUCUAAGUGUAGUUGUGCCUGUAAUAUCCACCAAUGCUUUUUAAUUGAAGAAGUUGAAAAGUUGAAGAUGAAAGACAAAAAGUAUCAGACAAGGCGCCAAUGCUUGCCAAUUUCCAAUGGUGCGCCAUUUGUGAUAUGCAGCCAAUGCUUUGAACUGCUUCGAUUGCCUAUGGACUUUUUCAUCUCGAAAAAGGGAUCAAAUAAACUUCAAUGUGGCUCUUGUUCAAAAAUCCUAGUACUGCAAUUUCCUGCUAAGGACUGCUCAAUAUCAAACAACUUUGCUGCUUCUAAAAGUUGUCCACAAGUGCUUCAAUCUUCUCAUUCUGCAGGCAAUGAAUCACUUAAACCAGAAAAUUCCUUGCGAGUAAGAAACUGUGAGCAAGAAUUACUUCCUCCGCUGCACCAACUCAUGGGGUACUUUUCAGCAACUGAGGUGCUAUAUCAGGUUACUGAUGUUGAUGAAGGAUAUGAAAGUUCAGAGCCAGCAAUGCCAGAUUCUUAUAGACGCUAUGAAGAAGAAAGGCACAAAAAUUUGCCUCUGCGGUAUUCAGAAGAUGAGGCUUAUUUUGAUUCUGUAAAAGUUGAAGAGGGAGAUUAUUCACCAAAGAUUUUGAACAAGAGAAAACAAUCACAUCCACGCAGCAUGAAGAGUGGAGUUAAGAGAACUUAGGCCCUGCAAAUUUGUGGCAAUGCCAGUCUGAUAUUGGUCAGUCUUUAAAAUUCGUGUUGAGUAUAUAUUGUUAAUUUCGAUAUAUAGAUUUUACUUACAUUUAAUUGAUUUAUGAUUCAUGCAUCCAGGAUAACCCAUGGCCCCUUCCCUUUUGUAGUUAUGGAAGUUCUAUAACUGCUCUUAUAUGUUGUAAUUUUUUGUUAUUACAUAAAGUGCCAAUUUUUUUUCA